Messenger RNA from Fonsecaea multimorphosa CBS 102226, 1155 nucleotides. RefSeq lists its product as uncharacterized. The transcript is spliced from 2 exons. The coding region runs from base 1 to 1155 and encodes 384 amino acids. The record is from RefSeq and is a predicted model, not a curated record. NCBI's taxonomy places the organism in Eukaryota, Fungi, Ascomycota, Eurotiomycetes, Chaetothyriales, Herpotrichiellaceae.
AUGUACAUCACGCCUGCGCUGGUCGCCGCCUGUCUCACCCUUGAGGCCUCCGCCCUCCUGGUACCUCUCGAGGUUGCAACUGCUGCGAAGCAGGCAAAGUCGGAACUCGCCUCCCUCCUCGCUACCACUGGUCAUACGGUUGACCUCGACUGCCCCGGAUGUCCAUACUUUGGCAGUGAAGAUCCGGCCGACCUGCAAGAAGAUGUUGAAAACAAGAUUCAUCUCGAAUUCGACGUCGACUCUGAACUCGGCCUCACCAUUAAUGACCUUCCCAUCUUCUCCUCCGACCCUAAUACUGCCUCUAUCCCCUAUAUCGUCUCCGCCCCUCAGAUCAGAGUAGAAGACGGUCAACAAACAGAACCGGUGCAGUUGGAUUUUGCCUGGGAGAGGUUAGCCCCCGUCACGUCUGCCGAAGAACCCGACAAAUCUAUCCUCCCUAUACGGUUCACGAUCCUUGGCCUUCAAGGCUACCCAGUGAAAGUCGACACCGUCGCCAUCGAUCUCCUCCAGACCCCCGAGCAGACCUCCAUUGCCCGGAUAGCCACAAUCCCUUUCGAAGACACACCUGGCGCCACAACUUGCGACACAUCCUCAAAAUGGUCUCUUUGCCGUCUGCGGGCCAUCAUCGCCGCUCGUCUCCAGGCAAUUAUGGAAGCGGCCACAGCACGCGCCUCUGCGGCGACCAAGGGCUGGGUGAACGGUGGCAGCAAGGGCUGCCAUGGUUUCAAACGUCCCAAAGGGUUUGGUCCUAUCGGCGGUGAGGGUCCUCGUCACGCCCAUCACAAGGGCGGCCCCCAUCAUCACGGUCACCACCACCACCACGGUCACCACCAUCGUCAUCACCGCUUCCACCGCUUUGGCCACAUGCUGCACCAAACGCUGCGUUUCUUCGUCAUCCCUGCCUUGCUGGGCGUUAUUGGUGGUCUCAUGGCCAGUGCCAUCGGUAUGCUCGUCGGCCAAAUGAUUUCCUACCUGUGGAUCAGAUUUCACCGCAACGGCCAACGCGGCACUGCAAGUCGCGAUAUUCGCGUUGUCGAGAUUGUCAUUGAUGAGGAAGAGAAGGAUGCCUUGAUCGUGACUCCGCAGAUCGAAAGCGAACUCCCUCCUCCCCCGGACUAUACGGAUGUCGAAGCCGGUACGCCGGAGAAAAUAUAA